AACUCUGGCGACACCUGCAAACUCCUAACGAACUCUCUGUCCUCGGCGCAAAAACAUGGAUAAUGCUGAAAAAAACCAACUCAUUCGGAAUAAAAACUGCAAUAAAAAGUAUGUUUAUUAGUCGCACCUACGCAGAGCAGAAACCAGCGGCCGAAACACCUUCCAGACUGUAGGAGCGAGCGAGCGGAGGGAGGAGAGCGCAGCAGGUCUUUGGUGGAUGGAGAGAAAAUGGAGGUGAACCAAAGGGAGGUGCCUUUAUAUGGACAAGUGGAGGCUCAUGUACGAUUAUCAACCAGAGUUUCUGAACAUGCAGAUUUCUACGUUGUUGUACAAGGCUCUGGACUUACACAUGUGACUACGGCAAAAAGAGCCGAUGACGGAUCGACUCUUUGCUUCACAGUUCCAGGCCACAACCUUGAGGAAGUUGUUUCUGUCACAUCCUACUUUCACCUUCAGAACAAAGUCAAACCAUGUGAGGGGGAAGCAUCUCUUGAGUACAUCAGGGAUGUUGCCCAGGAAGCAGCAGAGUGCCUAAGGGAAAACAGGGAUCAGCUUGACCCCCAGAGCUACCAAGAGAUCCUGAAGAAGUCUCCUAUUUGUGCACAGGGAGCUGAUGAUGAACAGUUAGGCCGCAUUGAGCAGGAGGUGCAGCUCAGUCAAAGUUCAGCUGAUCUUAGGCUGCUGGAUGAGAAGAUCACACAUGCUCUGGCUAACAUGGAUUACCCUCAGCAGUGGAAAAUCGACAAUCAGUCUGAAGAAGGUACCCAACCUCACCCCAAAGAAACCCUUCUUCACCUUGCGGUGCGUUUAGGUUUGGUCCACCUCACCCGAUUCUUAAUUCACCAACCAAGAGGUCAAAGGGCAUUAACCUUACCCAAUCAGGACGGAGACACACCUCUCCAGCUGGCUGAAAACUCUCCAGAUCUUCCACUUAGCCCUCUUCCUGGUGUGUGGUGCCUGUGGUCCGACAGCUCCUACAUGCUGAGAUUUUGCCCUGGGAUGGACUCUCUAACCCUCUCUGUGAGGCAGGCCUCAGGAAGCUGCCCUCAGGAGAGCAUCAUGGUCCUGCGAGAAAGACUAGGAGACUAUGGUGUUCUUAAAAUGAUUAAUGUGCUCAGAGCAGAUACUGAAGUGGGCAAGAGAGACAGAGAUGAAGGCCAAGGCGUCAGCAAGGAGCGGCACGUGGAAGAGCAUGUGCUCGUGGACAGUGUUUUUGAAGAACAGCUGGUUCUGUCUUUAGAUGAUGAUGAUGAAGAAGAAGAGUACUCAUCCUCAUUAAAUGGGCAUCGCAUGCCAUCCACUGAAGUCCAGAGCAGUUUACUCAGCAAGCCGCCCCCUUUGCUCUCUGUGAUCAACAGCAGCAGUCAGACCAUCACACAGGCACGUGAUGCUGACAUUAAGUACAGUGUCGGUGGAGUGACUGGGGACAGCACAGGGACAGAUGGCAGUUUAUGGAUACCAUCAACUCAGAGGAAAUUCUUUUAGGCCACUGAUACCCCACCGCCCUUUUCAGAAGACUUCUGCCCUCCAUCUGUAUCCUGCUCUCGUCGACUCUCAGGUGUUGAUCUGGCCCACAGGCUGACCCGUCCUGCCUCCACUGGGCAGACCGAUCAGACAGGCAGUCCGCCAAUGGACACCUGUGACCUCAGUCCCAGUCUCGUGGCUCUGGAAGUCGACAGUGAAGAAGAAAGCACUGGGCCAAGGUCUCCACACCCGCUCUCAUCAGAUGCGGAGAAAAGCCGAAGACAAAAGGGAAACUUCCAUCUCUCUCCCGAUCUCGCUUGCACUCGUAGCCAGUCUGCAUCAGCAUAUGAACCCACUUCACAUGAAUCAGUUGACGAGGGACUCCGAUUGCGCUCCUAUUCCUACUCUUCCUCCAAAAUCAGUUUUCGUCCAGCUCGUUUUACCCGGGAAAACCACGCCUCAGACAUCAGCCCUGAUGCCGUGCUCCACAGUGUCAGCCACAGCCGAUCUCUCCUUCAGGCGCUCUCUCUGUCUAAAUCUCUGUCUUUGCUCCACCCUGGUAAGCCAAGAGCCUCCAGUAUAUCAGAUCAGUCACAUGAGAAAAGGGAGAUCAAGUUUCGUAAGCGUGCCCAGUCUGCUGAUGAUGAGGGCAGCAUGGAGCUGGCAGAGUCCCUUCAACAUCUCACCUUGUCUGAGUUUCUCAAAGAAAUUGAAGAGGAGGAGUUGGAUAAAUACAACAUCCCAACCAAGACGGAGUCGGAGAAAUACAAAGUCAUUCGAACAUUCAGUUUUCUCAAGAGCAGGAUGUCCAGUACACGUAACAAAAGCAAGGGGAAAGGGAAGGACAGAGAAGGCAAGGAUAGGCAGCCGAAUGGACAUCGGUUCGCGACAGGAUCCUGUUUAGGCCCCACGGUGUGUGUGGUGUGUGACAAACCAGCUUCUGGAAAGGACCUCCUGCAUUGCUCAAGUUGCACUGCAAUUGUCCACAAGAGCUGUAAGGAAUCUGUUCCCCCGUGUUUAAAGAAACAUCAGGAAAAAUAUGCCGUGUCCAUGGUGAAGAACAGGACAGCAUCCCUUCCCCAGAACUUCACAGUGAGAGAUAGUACUGCUCACUCAGUGAUCCCCAUUUCUACCUCUCUACCUGUCAUGACCCCUAAGGAGAAGAAGGACGCAGUGAUGCAAUCUCUGUCUCGGAGUUUCCCCAACGUGGAAAGCCGGCUCAUUGAGAGUUCAGAGACUGAGUCUGAUACCCUGAAGCUGAGCAGCCAAUCCGAAGAGCUCCUGCCAACUCCAGUGUCUUCCACCUCCACUGACUCAUCCUUUGGAGAGGAUUCCAUAGACUCAUAUAUCCACAGUGACAUAUCAGCUGAUUCAGUGGAAUAUGAAGCUGAAUCGUGGAGCCUGACGGUUGAGCACAAGUUCUGCAAGAAGCAAGACAAACGAGCUGUCAAGAGGCAGGAUGUAAUCUAUGAGCUGAUGCAGACCGAGCUUCAUCACCUCCAAACUCUGCACAUCAUGGCCGAGAUUUUCCGGCGAGGCAUGAAACAAGAAGUGCAGCUGGACACUGAAGCAGUGGAGCGAGUCUUCCCCUGUCUGGACCAGCUGCUCCUCUUUCACCACGCCUUCUUUGCCGCCAUGAAGGAACGGAGACACAGCUCGGCCCAGCCCCAGGGGCACAGGAACUACCUCAUCCAGAGAAUAGGAGACAUCUUGCUCCAACAGUUCUCAGAUGAGAAUGGAGAGCAAAUGAAGCAGGUAUACGGAGAAUUCUGCAGUCGUCAUAAUGAAGCGGUCAGCUUUUUCAAAGAGCUCCAGCAACAUAACAAAAGAUUUCAGAGCUUCAUCAGGCAACAAGUCAAUAAUUCUUUGGUGCGACGGAGGGAAAUCCCAGAGUGCAUCUUGCUGGUAACCCAAAGGAUUACAAAGUACCCAGUGCUGCUAGAGAGGAUCCUACAGUAUACUCAAGAGGAAACAGAGGAGCAUGCAGACCUUUCGAAAGCCCUGGUUCACAUUCGAGAGGUGAUAGCGGGCGUGGACCUGAGGGUCAGCGAAUAUGAACGGCACCAGAGGCUACAGGAAGUGAUUAAUCGCAUGGAGAAUCGCAGCGCAGCUAAGCUGAAGAGCGGACACACCUUCCGCAAGCAGGAUAUGAUGGGACCCGGACAAGUGCUCAAGCACCAGGGUGUGCUCCUGUGGAAGACCGCCACCGGGCGACUCAAAGACGUCCUGGCCCUGCUUCUCACUGACACACUCAUCUUCCUCCAAGAAAAAGACCAGAAGUACACAUUUGCCACUGUGGACCAGAAGCCUCCAGUGAUUGCGCUACAGAAGUUAAUAGUUCGGGAAGUAGCAAAUGAAGAGAGAGGAAUGUUUUUGAUCAGCGCCUCAGUUGCCGGACCAGAAAUGUACGAGGUCCACACAUCGUCCAAAGAGGAACGAAACACGUGGAUGAGGCUCAUUAGAGAGGCUGUAGAAAGCUGUCCGGAGGAAGAAGAGGAACACACAAGUGAAUCUGACGAGGAGAAGCGAGCAGCUGAGGCUCGUUUUCAGAAAAUCCAAAAGCUACAAGAGAGCCUGAUGAGCCAGGAUCAGCAGAUCUGCUCCAGUCUGGCGGAGAAGCUGCAGAUCUACGCACAGCUCUCUGUUCUGAGUGGGAGGACGGAGGCUUCGCUAGCUGAACCACGACUGCUGGUCCAGCCGCACUCAGAGGAGCCACCCCAGGCUGCUGUGCUGCUGGCCGCUGCUCUGCAAGAAGCUGAGAACCUGAAGACCAUUUUAUCAUCCAAGGCCUGCUCACCGUCGAGUCACAGCCAGAACUCUGACACAGACUCUGUGUUUCCUGUCAGCCCUGCUGUACCUGUCGAGCCUUCAGACUCUUCUGAGGCCUCAGCUGAAGACCUUCAGGCCAGUGAUGGGAGCUGGCCUGAGGCCUUUGUAUUUCAGUCCACAGCUGACUUUCAAAAAGACUAUAGAAGGGACACUGACUUGAAGGUGGCUCAAAGUGUCCAAAACUUGACUCAGUUGCUGUACAGCCUGCAGGCUGCAGUGACCAUCCAGGACAGCUGCUAUGAGGUCCAGAGGCUCCUACUCCGAGAGAAUGGCCGCCCUUCCCCACAUGCUCAACGGUUGCACCUUCCAAGCAUCCGGGGUAGCAACCUACAGGAUCAGGAGAAGCAGCGCAACCUGGAGAAGCAGAAGGAGGAGGUGGCGGUGGCCCAGCGGCUCCAUGAACGUCUGCGCCAGGAGAAGGAGCGCUGGGAACGAGAGAGCCAGGCUAGGGAGAGCCAGCAGGGGGAGCAGGAGAUUUGGUUGGAGCAAAGGGAGAAGCAGUGCCAGGUGGCGGCAGAAAGGCUGAGACGUGAGCGUGAAGCGCUGGAUGAACAGCUGGAGGAGUACCAGCAGAACCUGGAGCGGCUCAGGGAGGGCCAGAGGAGUGUGGAGAGGGAGCGUGAGCAUCUGGAUAACCAGCAGAAGCUGCUCCAGACGUGUAGGCAUGGGCCUCAGGACAGCCUUCCCACUGUGAUUCCUCACAUGGUCAUCCCACUCGAUGGGCAGCAGGACUCGGCACCAAGUCAGUCCGGAGACCACGCCGGUAACGGCUCUGUGUUUGUGAACGAGGCCGCAUUCGCUAGCGCCAGCAUCAACAACCGCCAUGUGCACCACAGAAAAAAUGACGCCAGCACACACAAUUGUCUGAACACCCUGCUGGCCCGAUCUAAUGGCAGACAGCCCCCUGGAGCUAAAACUCCCUGUAGCCAAGACUCAGACUCCCAGGGAUGGAUGAUGGGGACGGGAUACCUCUACAGCCCUGCGGGAAGGUUUGGGCUACAGCAUGCAACCAGUGAUCACAGCUACAAUGGGGAGACCUGGUCAUCAACAGCAAGUGGAAGUGACCCGUAUCCGCUGUGCCCACAUCCCAGUGACCCUCAGCUGGACCUAAGUGUGCUGGUUUCCUUGGAGACCGACAGCGGAGGGGAGGGGGAGGGCAGGGAGGAAACUAUUGUGUACCUCUGAAUGUUGAUACAUUUCAAACUCUAAAAAGCCACUCGGUGAAAGACAUUCAUGAAACAUCAUCAGUGCUGGAUUGGGCUGCCUUAAUAAAACAUUUCUGUUUUGUUUUUUUUUAACAUUCAUUUUUCAGCAUGCUUUUUUGUACCAUUGAAAGGUUAUUUUUUAUUUUUUAUAAAGAGUUACUGGCAACAUGGAGCGAGAAACAGACUGUCUUACUUGACGUGCACCUUAGCUCAAGACACCAUUGGAUGUUCAGUGAUUCUUUUUUUCUAGUUUCUUUGUCUGUGUGUGUGUGUGUGUGUGUGUGUGUGUGUAUAUGUGUGUAUGGGUGUGUGCGUGUGUCCAUAUAUUGACUGUCAAGUCCCCUGUAGCCCUUUUCCCUUUUCCCCUUCUCUGCAUUUUUUACUGUCUCUCCCUCGCUGCUUUUCUCGGGUCCCGCACGUCUCGCCCCUCAAGCGCUAUAUUUAUUAUUUUUCCCAUUGAGUGAGAAAAAUCAUAUACUCCAUAUCAGUGAGACAUCACCCUGGAUCUCUCAAGUGGGUGAUUGUCUUGCCUUGGAGUAAACUGUCCCUCUUUCAUUCAUCAGACAGGUGCUGUUUAUUUACUACCUGAGAGUAAUGCGAAGCACAGAUCAUUAGAAAUGAGCGAUGAGAUCCGACGACAUCAGUCCUGUGUUUUGCAGAUUUGCCAUCUGAUGCCAUCAUUUAGUUCCUUUUAUCUGAAGCAUGUUUUCCUUGUUAAAGAAAAAAAGUGAGCACAGAUACGGUUUUAGUGAGGAUGUUACAGCUGUGCUAAUGUGUCAGUUUUAUCAGGAAGUGGAAAUGAGAAAUGAGUUUUUAAGGACUUUUUUUAAGCAAUUUUUUUUGUAUGUAAAAACAUGCUUGCUCAAACCGUCUUCAGCCCUGAAGUCAAAAUUUAGCCCAGCCCUCGGGAUGGUCAAAUGGUCCGUCAGUCCACUGCUGGAAUAUCUGAAAAACUGUUGGAUAGAGUUCCAAAAUAUUUUCUAAAGACGUUUGUGAUCCACGGAGGAGAAAUUCUGUUUGACACUUGAGGUUUUGAGUGAAAUGUCUUGACAUGUAUUGGAUGGAUUGUCAUGACCCUUGGUACAAACAUCUCCUCAGGGUAAACUGUGAGAACUGUGGUGAUCCUUCAGCAUUUCAUCUAGUGUCAGGUUCCGGUCAAACAUUAAAAAGUGGCGAUAGACAACUUCUCUAAGAUCUCUUCCUCUAACUGGGGAGAACAACAACUCACUGAUGGCUCAGUCACACUAGAGUAAAAAUAGGACAGCAACCUCCUUGUGACUAGGAAAAAUUUAUGGUUGUCUGGUAAUUGCAUUGAUGGCAUUCAGAGACCAAUUGGAAGUAGUUGGGGUGACCAACUUGUGCAACACCCUCAACCUGUGGGAGGGAGGGUGUUGCAUUAGUCGCACCUGUCUCCACAUAGUCACAGAUUUGCACUGCAAUCACUCUCAGACAGAUUGGUGACAGUUUGCAAAUAAUUAGCAUUUAAAAAAUAAAGACACCGAUAGACUGCCAACACACUGCAAUCAGUCUGAGUUAGUCUAUGCCGAUGAGCAAAACACAUCAGUAGCAUGUCUCUUUUGCAAUUGGCACACAAACUGGUUGCCAACUGGCUGUAGCCUAGUUAUAUUCCUAUAUAAAAGCAAGGUUGCCGAGUUCCUCUGUCAUUUUGAGUUUAAUUGCCGUCCUGCAGCAAUUAUGUUACUAUUUGUGGAAUGAUUUCUGUAUUUCAGUUUCAAAUCUAUGGCUGUACUCUGAAUGUAAGAAAAUAAUGUGAAUUUCUGUGUAUGUAGACCGCAACAAAUUUGCAACUUGCAGAUUUGCAAUUUUUGCCAAUUUACAGUUGUAUUAUCACAAACACACUGCAUGUAAUUGCCAACUUGAACCCAUCGUGCUCCGACAGCAGACUGUCUCCGUCUUAUCGCCGUCUUGAAGACAUCAACUACCUGCGAGUGGGCACAGACCCGGUCCUCGUCUUUGAAGCGACCAUCUGAAAGACAAAUGAGAUCACAAAUUUAAUGCACAUGGUUGCAGUCAUUUUGGUUCUCCAUCCACAAUUUUCCCUAGAGUGACUAUCACAAUGGGGAAAGCGCUACCUGUUUUUUGGUUGUCCAGAUUUUGUACCAGUGACAGACAGAAUUGUGGAAAAGCUGUGGAAAGCCUUGGACCCUGCUAAACAUCAACAUGUUUGAGCAUUUAUUCACUGAAUGUUGCAUUUAGUCCCAAGUACUACAGCGCUUAAAGUUCAGCCUCAUGCAUGUGCGUGCAGAGAAAUGUUGUUUUAUCUUUCUUUAACUUGAUAAAAAGCUCCUUAAAGCCUCACAGGGUGGAAAAUGUCCUAAUAUAAAUAUUCUUGCAAGUGCCCGUAACAAUAAGAAGUUGCCUUAUUGAUGCUCCUGUGCUCUGUGCUGAACUAUUACACUCGAAUAUUCAGCUAGCAUUUACAUAUUGUUUCUCCUGAGCAUUUUUUUCUGUAAAGAAUGUGCCAAUGCUUUAGGUGUCUCCUGAUGUUUUUUUUUACAAACACUAUAACAUAUGAAUCAGUUUAAUUUCUAUCAUAGUGUAACAGGAUCACAAGGCAGUGGCAGUAUUUUGAUGUGAUUUAAGUACCAUGUAUAUAAAGUAUGUGCUUUUAUUUAUUUAUUACAAAAAUAUUUCAUCUUGUGCAUUGUGAAGGGUUCUGUUGCACAAAGAUGUGAACUGUGUGUAACCAGGUCUGUUUUCUUGUUUCGAGCUCAUGUGUUGU
Molecule: messenger RNA, 8241 nt
Organism: Archocentrus centrarchus (flier cichlid)
Lineage: Eukaryota; Metazoa; Chordata; Actinopteri; Cichliformes; Cichlidae
Gene: arhgef28a
Product: Rho guanine nucleotide exchange factor (GEF) 28a
Biological process (GO): regulation of Rho protein signal transduction
Molecular function (GO): guanyl-nucleotide exchange factor activity
Source: RefSeq, a predicted model, not a curated record